UUGCUAGAUGGAUAACAAUUGAAAUGAAGAAAGCAAAAAAAACCCUAACGGACCGCCACGGCCACGGACACGGUGCUGAUCAUAUAACUCUCACCAAUCUCACGCACGCUCGCCGCCGUCCAAAUCCCCACCUUCACCCCCAUCAACGGCCUCCGAUCCCGCCACGUCUCGUCACAAAACCGCCCCGCACCUCACCCACGUACGCUGCCCACCUCCCUGCCGCUAUAUAAGCUCCUCGAUCGCCUCCUCCCCGGCCGUACAGAGCUCAAGAGGUAGACGAACCCACUCGCGCGCCAAGAAUCGCCAUGGCCACCACCUUCCUCCUAUCGGCUGUCGUCGCUGCUUGCGCAAUUCUCGCCUCCGUCUCCGCGUCCUCGCCGCGGGUGCUCACCGUCGGCGGUGACGCCAGGGGGUGGAGGCAGCCGGCGCCCGGCGAGGAGACCUACAACCACUGGGCCAGCAGGAGCCGCUUCCACGUCGGAGACCUCCUCUACUUCAGGUACGCGAAGAACGACUCGGUGCUGGUGGUGACCCGCGACGACUACAAGGUGUGCCGCGGCGACCGGCCGGCCCUCCGGCUGGACGGCGGCGAGGAGGCCAGGCUCCGGCUCGAGCGGAGCGGCCCCCUCUACUUCAUCAGCGGCGCGCCGGGCACCUGCGACGCCGGGCAGAGGCUCACGGUGCGCGCCAUGGCGCAGCACGACGACGCCUCCUCCUCCCCGGCGGAUGCCCCCGCCGCCUCCACGAGGCCGGGGUCCGGGUCGGGAGCUGUGAAGGCCGGCGACGGGAAGACCAGCGCCGCCGCGGCGUCGGUUCGCGCGUCGGUCGGCGAUGUCUUGUCGCAGCCGCCGGGGUUCGUGGCGGAGCGGCAUUUCGUCGAGCAGGCUGCGGGCGUGCGUGAGGGAAGGCCGGCGGCGACAGCCGGCGCGGCAGUCGACGCGCGCGCGGGCUCCUCCCGGCGAGAUUCCAAAGGCAUUACCACCAAUGAUAUUCCACAGAAAAUCAUGCUCGGAAGCACCGUUGGAGACACAUCACACAUGGAGUGUUCAACUGGUGGAGGAACCGUAUCUUCAUUGAGCACGGAUGGGAAUGCUUUCGCGGAGGACAACGAUGUUGUGGAAGGUGAUACUCUGCUCUUUAGUUACAUCGUAGAAUCUUCAAUGGAGGUAGCCAUCUUCGGAGGCAAUGACUGCAAAAAAAUCCCAGGCCGCAUCGAGUGA
This is a messenger RNA of Lolium perenne, 1220 nucleotides long. The record is from RefSeq and is a predicted model, not a curated record. NCBI's taxonomy places the organism in Eukaryota, Viridiplantae, Streptophyta, Magnoliopsida, Poales, Poaceae.